Molecule: messenger RNA, 495 nt
Organism: Cynara cardunculus var. scolymus (artichoke)
Lineage: Eukaryota; Viridiplantae; Streptophyta; Magnoliopsida; Asterales; Asteraceae
Exons: 1
Coding region: 1-495 (164 amino acids)
Source: RefSeq, a predicted model, not a curated record
AUGGCAAAACCACAAGUCUUCAAUGUAACCAACACCACACCACCACCAAUAAUCAUGGAGCAUGAACAAGAAGGCAACGAUAUCUCCGGAGACUACUACAACCACCACGGUGAAGAGGACGUUUCCGGCAACGGUUGUGGUUGUUUCCAUCUUUUCUCUUACUUCGACAAUCACCACCGCGAUGGAUCAGAAACAACGGCGUUCAUCCAUCGCAGAUCGGGAGAAACGAUAGAGAAAGAGAGUUGGUUGAUGAUUAGAUUCAAAAGCUUGAAGGAGUUUUCAGAGUUCGUGGCCGGCCCCGGCCCCAGAUGGAAGAACUUCAUUAGAAAAUUUAGCAAGAAACCAAAGAAGAACUCGCAAUUUCAAUACGAUCAGAAGAGUUAUGCCCUUAAUUUCGAUGACGACGGUGGUGGGGGUGAUGACGGAGACGGUGAUUUGUUGCCCCGUAGUUUCUCUACAAGAUUUGCUCCUCCUUCACGAUCCAUGUCGACUUAG